Messenger RNA from Styela clava, 1093 nucleotides. Its product is annotated as protein-tyrosine sulfotransferase-like. Gene Ontology annotation, molecular function: protein-tyrosine sulfotransferase activity. The record is from RefSeq and is a predicted model, not a curated record. Gene Ontology annotation, cellular component: Golgi apparatus. Gene Ontology annotation, biological process: peptidyl-tyrosine sulfation. NCBI's taxonomy places the organism in Eukaryota, Metazoa, Chordata, Ascidiacea, Stolidobranchia, Styelidae.
UGAAAUGCAUAAUACACUAACUAGUCAUUUAUUACCAAUUUGUGUUUGUUCGUUUGUGUUUCCUUUUCUUCUCUUGAAAAUAAUGGACUAUAAUCCCGAUACCGAACAAUGGACACCAUAUUCAAGUGUUGAUUCUCAAAAUCGAAGGAAAAUGGAAAUAAUAUUUAUUGGAGGAAUACAUCGGAGUGGCACAACGUUACUAAGGACAAUGCUUGAUGCCCAUGCUGAUAUUAGAUGCGGCCCUGAGACUGUAGUAAUCUGCGACGUACUGGGGGCGAGAGAGGCAAUGGCAAAGACACCUAUAACUGUUUCGUACCUCUCCAAAAUGGACCUAUAUCCUGAAAUAACUGAUAAUGCUGUAGCACAAUUUAUUCUGGAAAUAAUAAUUCGUCAUGCGCCACCAGCUAUUCAUUAUUGCAACAAGGACCCUCUACAAAUGUUGCAUUCAAAAUAUCUUCAUUUUCUGUUUCCGAAUGCAAAAUUUGUUUUAAUGAUACGAGAUGGAAGAGCAAUGACCCAUUCUAUUAUAUCAAGGAAAUUGAAAUUAUCUACAUAUAAUAUUGAGAGUUAUAGGGAAACGUUGUCGACGUGGAACAAAAAUAUAGAGAGAAUGUAUACCCAAUGUAUAGAACUUGGAGAGACGAUAUGUCAUUUGGUAUAUUACGAGCAAUUAGUAUUGCAGCCGGUGUCAACUACCAAGAACUUGUUUAAGUUUUUGGAAAUACCUUGGAGUAUCGCAGUUCUGCAUCAUGAAAAAUAUACAAACGAAAGUGAUUUCUCAAAAACCGAAGUAUCCACCGAUCAAGUGUCAAAACCUCUGUAUUUGGCUGGACUCACGCAAUGGUUUGGUAACAUUCCAGAAGACGUAGAAAGAGAUAUGAUCAAAAUUGCACCGAUGCUAAGUGUUUUAGGAUAUAAUCCAGAAGACAAGACUCCUAACUAUGGAGAACCAGAUGAGUUUGUCAAAGAAAAGAUUAAGAAAGAAAAGAAGAAUACCAUCACAAGUUGACGUUGUUAUAAUAGGCGGCACAUUACUAACAAACCUACAUGUCAGUUAUGAGAAGGAAUCGGGCAAACCCCUUGUAAUGAUAAA